Camelina sativa (false flax) is the source of this 526-nucleotide messenger RNA. The record is from RefSeq and is a predicted model, not a curated record. NCBI's taxonomy places the organism in Eukaryota, Viridiplantae, Streptophyta, Magnoliopsida, Brassicales, Brassicaceae.
GGCUAUAAAAAAACUGGAUGCUAUAAUACAAAAUGUCCUGGCUUUGUUCUUGUUACUCGAUAUAAUUGGCUCGGAAUGUAUUUUGGUAGAUACUCUAUUAAUGGUGGUCAAGAGAGUAUUUAUGUUCAACCUCAAAUUUUUCAGGAUGGCUUCACCGGAAAUUGGAUACUAAAAGUACAUGAUGAAUUAAUUGGAUAUUGGCCCAAAGAGUUAUUUACACAUUUAAACGACGGAGCUUCUUUGUUACGCUUUGGAGGAAAUACGUUUCCAUCUUCUGAUGGAAUUAGUCCUCCAAUGGGAAAUGGUUGUUUUCCUGAUUUACCGGAAAGUUCAAAUUUUCUGUUUGUUAAAGCUAAGGAUUCGAACUACCAAACCGUUGAAAUUGAAGAUGAGAAAACAAGACGCUACGUAGAUGCUUAUCAGUGUUAUAGACUAUAUUAUGGGGGAUAUGCCGAAAGCACUGGAGUACACUUCAAUUAUGGAGGACCAGGUGGAAAUUGUGGUAUUUAAUGAUUUAUGAAUCUUG